Messenger RNA from Mercenaria mercenaria, 2383 nucleotides. RefSeq lists its product as uncharacterized. Gene Ontology annotation, cellular component: nucleus. Bases 252 to 674 code for a protein of 140 amino acids. The record is from RefSeq and is a predicted model, not a curated record. Gene Ontology annotation, biological process: regulation of transcription by RNA polymerase II. Gene Ontology annotation, molecular function: RNA polymerase II cis-regulatory region sequence-specific DNA binding; DNA-binding transcription factor activity, RNA polymerase II-specific. Lineage: Eukaryota; Metazoa; Mollusca; Bivalvia; Venerida; Veneridae. The transcript has 3 exons.
UUUUUUGUAUACUUUUGUUAAAAAUAAUUCUUUGCGCAAGCUGUAGUAAGACGCAAAACAUAAAUUUCCUGUCGAAAACGGGUAUUAUGCAUGCCUAAAAAUAGAACUUAAGGCGUUGCGAUAACGUUAGAGCGAGAAAACGCGGGAACACGUUCAUGCCGUUUAUGCUGACGCACUCAUUUUAUAGCCGUGUGUGUUACGGUUGUUUCAGCGUAAAAUAUAUUUAAUAUUCAUAUGAGAGCAAGAGCAAAAUGUGGACAAAUGACAAUACAGAGGAGACCAAACUGCACCUCGCUGCGCUGGAAUCUUACAGCACGGGAAAAAUAACGCCGUUGUUGAAAGAAGAGCUCAAAUAUUACAUACAGACACGACGUUUGUCAGAAGGCAAGAAUGAACUCGUUGUAGAUUUUGAUACAGUACCCAAGAAAUCACAGAAACUACGACCGGAUGAAGUUGCUAGACUUGAGAGGCGACGAGAACAGAAUCGCAGAGCAUCCGAGAAGUUUAGGAGCAAGAAGAAGACAGAAGUACAAAAUCUGCAAAAGAUAUAUCAGCAGUUGGAGCAGAGAAAUAAAGAGUUACUGAGAGAAUUAGGUAAUCUUCAAGCUGAGCGAGAUGCUCUCUAUGAACGUGUUAUGAAAGUUCUACAGAAGAAUAGUACCAAAACUGACUGAAACUCAGGGGACAAUAUAAUGUAAAAAGAAGCCAACAAUCGGAGGGACAUUAAAGUGAUGAGAAAGCAAACCACGGGGAGCCUUCGAGCAUAUCAUUUUAUUUUACGUUUGUUCAACAAAAUCAUUAAGACAUGCGUUGUCUGAGGAGCAGUGAAUUCAUGAUGAGGAUGAGUAGUGUUACUAAAAAGGAAUUAUUUCAGACCUAUUUUUCAUAAAUGACGGAAAAGAAAUGUUGUUAUGUUUACAUUAUGAAGUCUAGUUGACUUCUGUCUGCAGAUAAGAAAUUCUUUACUUUAGUACUUUUUUAUUUCUUAUUUUUACUGCAGAUACAGAAAUUUUUACUUUGGUACUCUUUUAUUUCUCAUUUAAACCACAGGUACGGAAAGUUUUUAAUAUGAUACUUUUGUAUUUUUUUAUUUUUUAAAAGUUGAAAUGAUAUAAUUUCGUUUUUGAUUGUUAACUUAGAUGUAUGCUCAAAGAGUUAUUGUUUAAACUGAUUAUUUGAUUGUAUAAAACAAUGAAAAAGAAGUCGUACUAUACAUACUAAUGACCAAGAUGUUUCUUUAGCACAAAUAUUUAUAUUUCUUUCUUUGCAAGAGUACACUUGAAUCCCUGCAUAUAAAUUAAUUUUAAUUACAAAACAGACCUUUUAAGGGUACUAAGAAAACAGAAAACAUACUGUUUCAUAAUUUCAUGACAUUGUUGCUUUUUUUUCUGAAAAAAAAUAACGACAGCUAAUCAGUUGGGGAAAAAAGAAAAGAAACUUUUUACCCCAUAAAGUAAGACAGGAGAGAAACUUCACAAUGUUCUUAAAGAUAUACAGUGCCAAUCUUUCAAUAACAUAUUUUAUUUCAAGAUAUUUACAUAAAAUGUAGAAAUUCCUCGUCUAACAUAUAUAAAACUUUACCAAAUAUUUAAUAGUUUACGUUAAGACUUUGUUUAGCUACACAUGCAUUAGGUUUUUUUCAAUCUUAAACUUAAGACUCAUAAACUUGUUAACUUUAUGUUGACAUAGACUAAAUGUAGCAGGUGUUCAUAUUUUCAAAUAUGAAAUUUGAGUCUAGUAUAGCUUUAAGCCAACAGUUACAGAAGGAUACACUUUAGAAUAAUUUUUAGCUAACGUUUGGACUUUUUAAGAAAAAGCAUUGUUCUAGUCGCAUGACAGUCCACAUAUGGUAUAGUUAUCAUCCUAUACAAUUAACAUAACAAUAAAAUAACACAGAUAUCCGGUAUACUCAGUUUCCUGACGAAAACUUUGAUUUAUGGAAGAACGUAAAAAAUCUUCUCUGACUGUAACUAGAUACUCUUUGGCAAGAGGCGACUAAUAGGGUCUUAACACUUGAUUUUGCUGUAACUCUGUGAUUACAGCAGGUAUGCAAAUUUUGAUUCCAUACCUCAUGUUUUUAUUUCGAUGUAAAUAAGAUGUGAAACCAAAAUUUGUAGUCCUGUUUGGCGCCAUAUAACCUAUACUGUGUUGGUGCGCCGUAAAACCCAAAUAAAUAAAUAAAUAACUCUUUGGCAAGAGGAAUUUUACUCAGCGUUUGAACCAUUAUUCUGUACCUGCUAAUGAAAUUGUUCUGCAGCUGCUUUCUUCGUACCAGUACGUCUUUAAUAGAUAUUUCCAUAUAACGACCAACAUUUCUGGUAUUACACUAAAAUGUCAUAUCGUGUGCAAUAGCCAGUUCAAAAAUAAACGGUUCUUGUAGGGA